Molecule: messenger RNA, 2218 nt
Organism: Procambarus clarkii (red swamp crayfish)
Lineage: Eukaryota; Metazoa; Arthropoda; Malacostraca; Decapoda; Cambaridae
Product: glutamate receptor ionotropic, kainate glr-3-like
Cellular component (GO): membrane
Molecular function (GO): ligand-gated monoatomic ion channel activity
Source: RefSeq, a predicted model, not a curated record
UGUCGCUGCCCGGGACGGUUUGUCAUUCCUGUAGCUACCUCCGGUCGAUCAGGGUCCGCUCUCGCUCGACCAGGGUCCGUCCUUGCUCGACCAAGACCCGUCCACGACUCGACAUGGAGGGAAGCCGGUUCGACCUCCUCCUCCUCCUCCCCAUCCUCCUGGUAGCGGCCGCGACUACAGGCCUAAAACAUCCUGAGGUACCAUUGGUGCCUUUGCUUAGCUCGCGUCCUGUACCACUGGCUCAUGGUGGUACCAAGUACCACCUCCAGGUACCCGUCCAUAGACCUGCAGCACUCCGGGACCAAAAAAGUACCAUAGUGGUACUUCCGCAUUCCUCCAGGUUAGUGAUUGCCACCAGACGGAGCACCUCAAAUACUCAGAUGCCCUUGAAGAUCUACAGACGAACGCCCCGCUCCUGAAGGCGCCACAGUCGACGCGGGAGAUCCAGAUGGCCGCUGCCCGAAGACUCAUCAAUGGCAGACACUUGACUCUCGCCACCAUCAAUCGUCCGCCCUUCAGCUCAAUCAAGUCGUCUGGGAAGAAGAUCGUAAGUGCCGAAGGCUUCUGCUUUGAGAUCCUUAAAGAGGUCGCAAGGAGACUCAACUUCACAUACACCAUGGUGGAGUCCCCCGACGGUUCCUGGGGGUCCCGUAUGCCAAAUGGCACCUUUGACGGCGUAAUUGGCAUGGUUCAACGACAAAGUGUGGAUUUCGCCGUAUCCGGAUUCACCGUCAAUUAUUUGAGAUCGAUCGUGAUUGACUUCAGCCAUCCCUUCUACGACGAGUCACUCACCAUCCUCAUCCCGGCUCCCAGACAGGAGAACGAUGUCUUGGCCUUCCUGAAGCCUUACUCCUGGCAGGUAUGGUCGGCGACGGCUGGCAGCGUGUUGGUGGUGGGUCCGCUGAUGUGGGUACUCGCCACGGCGGGUACCCUACCCGCUGUGUACCCGCACAACACCCGCAAGGCCCGCUACUCGGUCUUGACAUACGUGUGGGCCUGCGCCAUCAGCCUUGUGUCCCAGAGCUGUCGCAUGCGGCAGACGGAGCCAAUGCGGGUGUUGUACGGGGCGUGGUGGACCUUGGCGCUGGUGCUUAUCUACACCUACAACAGCACCCUCACCUCCUUCCUGCUGGUGCCGCGUACGACAGCCCUUAUCUCCUCCCUCGAGCAACUGGCCGACCAACGUAAGGUCCUCUGGACGCUCCGAGCCGGUACACCGUUCACAGACCUUGUCAUGAGCGCCCAUCCCCCCAGCACUUACUAUAAGAUCGGUCGUCUGGUGAAGGAGCGACCAGACCUCCUGGUGCAGGGAGACCUUCCGGGCGCCAGCGCUGUGCUUCAGGGUGGCAGGGUCUUCAUUAAGGAAAAAUCUUGGCUAGACUUCGCUAUAGAGGCGGACUUCCUGGCGACCAAUAAGUGCCGACUUGCCCAAGUAAAUCAGUUAUUCUACACCACUGGCUUUGCUUGGCCCUUUCCUAAAGACUCGCCCUUCCUCCAACUCUUCAAUCAUGAAAUCCUCAAGCUAUCGCAGUCUGGGCUCUUGAGCGCCUGGAAGAAGCAGUUCUGGCCGAGACCCAACCGGUGCACGUCUGGGAAGAUCGCAGCGACCUCGGGGCCCAAGGAACUACAGCUCAAGAACUUCACUGGCCACUUCCUCGUCCUCGGGGUUGGCGUCGGCCUAGCGUCGCUGGUGCUCCUGGUGGAGCGGUCGACGGCGUACACCAGGCGCCAGUUGUCGGUCGACGCCGGCGACGCGGUGGUGGAGCUGAGGGCUGUAGAGGGCUGAGAAGCUGAGGAAUUAAGACGUCCCAGAAACGCCAUCUUCCUCAGAAGGACCUCCAGGACCACCUACCCACAGAACGCCCCCUACAGGAUCUUGAGACAACUCGUUGCACAAUUGGCUUCGUUCUCGACUCAAUCCCGGGCUGGAUUCCCGGGCGAGACAGAAAUGGUUCACCUAAUCAGGCUUCCUGUCCCUGAUAACGGAAUUAAAACGACACUCACACAGAGCCUCCCACACAAAGGUCUUCAAGGGCUCAUCGUAGAGAACACGAUGUAGAAAACACAGUGUAGAAACCUUCCCGAUUCCAGUGUGACUGCUGGUUAUUGGUUUCUAGCGUAGGCGCCACACUUGUGCCUGCAGCUUUAGCUUGAUUAGAACCCUUAAGUGCUCUCUGUUAAGGUCAAGUCUUGGGUGCAAAUAAAGCUUGUAUGUUAA